CGCUUUGACGUUUGGCUCUUUAAUUUAAUCUCUGGCAAAAUCGAAAGGGUUGAGAAACAGGCGAUUCCAGCAACACGUGUUUUCGCGGUCUCCAUUUACUCGCGGUGAAAAUGCUGAACGAAGAGAAAUUGCAACAGUUGGCGCUGAAAUUGUUCGAGAUCGAUGCCUUCAAAUUCGGCGACUUUAAGAUGAAAGUGGGCAUCAAUUCGCCGGUCUACUUUGAUCUGCGGGUAAUCGUGAGCCAUCCGGAUGUAAUGGACACUCUGACCGACCUAUUGAACGAGUUUAUUGCCGACAAGAAGCUCAGCCAAGCGGGCGGCCACUUGUGCGGUGUACCCUAUACGGCGCUGCCCCUCGCCACGCUCGUUUCAAUUAAGGGCAAUAAACCGAUGCUGAUACGACGCAAGGAAGCGAAAAAGUACGGCACCAAAAAGCUGAUCGAAGGCAAGUUCAAUGCCGAUGAUACGUGCCUCAUCAUCGAGGAUGUGGUUACAUCCGGAUCGAGCAUCUUGGAAACGGUUGAAGAUUUGCGAUCGGAGGGUCUGGUGGUAACGGAUGCGAUCGUUGUGGUUGAUCGGGAACAAGGAGGAGCCAAGAACACGGAAGAACGCGGCGUCCGGAUGCAUUCGCUUUACACCCUCUCCUACCUGCUGAAGGUGUUGCUGGAAGCGAAGCGCAUCGAGGAGAGCACGGUCAAAGCAGUGGCCAAGUACAUCGAGGCAUGCCAGAUCCGCAGCGAUGGUUCGUUCAUGCACGGCAACGGAACGAAGGUGGUGAACGAGCUGACCCGUGUCGGUAUGACUUUUGAGGCUCGAGCCGAUCUGGCCAAGUGUCCGCUGGCGAAGGAUCUGUUCAAACUAAUUGCCACCAAGAAGACAACGCUCUGUCUUGCCGCCGACCUGGCCACCAGUGAGGAGAUCCUGAACAUUGCCGAGGCGGCAGGACCCUACAUUUGCAUCCUGAAAACGCACGUGGACAUUGUGAGCGAUUUUAGUGAGCAGUUCGUACGCUCGCUCCAAUCGCUGGCCAAGAAGCACAAAUUUUUGCUGCUAGAAGAUCGCAAAUUUGCCGACAUAGGCAACACGGUAGCGCAACAGUACGGUGGUGGGUUGUAUCGAAUCGCCGAGUGGGCCGAUCUGGUGACCGUCCAUUCACUGCCGGGACAGGGCAUAUUGAAGGGCCUAAAGGCGACCAUCGGUGACAAACCGGCCACACUGCGCGGUGUCUUUUUGCUCGCGGAAAUGAGCACCCAGGGUGCCCUGACCGAUGAAAAGUAUGCGACAGCCACAAUGAAAAUUGCCACCGAAAUGGAGUCGGACUUUGUGGCAGGCAUCGUUUGCCAGGGUAAGGAUGUGGUGACAUCGCCUGGAUUACUUCAAUUGACACCGGGGGUAAAGCUGGAGGAAGGAGUUGAUACACUAGGCCAACUGUACGACAGCCCCGAGCGCGUGGUUAAGGAACGUGGUGCAGACAUUUGUGUCGUUGGUCGGGGUAUUCUUAAUUCGAAAACUCCCUCGGAAAUGGCCCGUGUCUACCGUGAUCGGCUGUGGGAAGCCUAUCUGGAGCGUGUUUCUGGCGAUAAGAACGGCUCGGAAAAGAAUGGAUAAACGGUAUAGUCAUUGAGCAUUGGAAAUGAUUCAAUCGACAUGCUAACCCCGGACGAUAAAUUGGUGAUUGAAAAGGUAAUUUAGAUUUCAAAACGUUCCACACUUCAGAAGACACAAUGGAUCUGACAAAAGUGAAAUUUUCUUGUAUCGCAGCAAAAACGAUUAUUAUUAAAAAAUAUAUACAUUUAUUG
Anopheles darlingi is the source of this 1798-nucleotide messenger RNA. RefSeq names its product uridine 5'-monophosphate synthase (gene r-l). Gene Ontology annotation, molecular function: orotate phosphoribosyltransferase activity; orotidine-5'-phosphate decarboxylase activity. The transcript has 3 exons. Gene Ontology annotation, biological process: 'de novo' pyrimidine nucleobase biosynthetic process; 'de novo' UMP biosynthetic process. NCBI's taxonomy places the organism in Eukaryota, Metazoa, Arthropoda, Insecta, Diptera, Culicidae. The coding region runs from base 111 to 1607 and encodes 498 amino acids. The record is from RefSeq and is a predicted model, not a curated record.